Girardinichthys multiradiatus is the source of this 1836-nucleotide messenger RNA. RefSeq names its product DNA primase subunit 1 (gene prim1). Gene Ontology annotation, cellular component: alpha DNA polymerase:primase complex. The coding region runs from base 308 to 1588 and encodes 426 amino acids. NCBI's taxonomy places the organism in Eukaryota, Metazoa, Chordata, Actinopteri, Cyprinodontiformes, Goodeidae. The transcript is spliced from 13 exons. Gene Ontology annotation, biological process: DNA replication, synthesis of primer. The record is from RefSeq and is a predicted model, not a curated record.
UUAUGUUUGGUUUGUAAUUAGGGUUUUAGCUCCCCGAGAUGUUAGAGAUGUUUUAUCUUUUCUGUUGAGUUUAACGUGACUGAGGAUAUUGAAUAUGAAUAUAUUUAUAUCAUAUUUAUGGAAAAAUAUGUCAGAACAUUUCUGUUAAAUCAACGCAUUUCCUUGUUCCGGUGACGUCCGUGUCCGGUCCUUGCGUUAUUGGUUCCCUCUGUUGUUUCAGAGUUUUCCCGCGCUGUUGAUCAGAGUUUAGUGGCCAUCAUCUUGGGCCAUAUUUUAUAUAACCUGUAAACUGGUUUUAGAUAUUAUAAUGCCGUCCUCUGACUAUGACCCGGCGUGUUUGCCGGACUUAUUGCCGCUCUACUAUCGCCGACUGUUCCCCUUCGCACAGUAUUACCGCUGGCUGAACUACGGGGGAGUACAGAAGAACUACUUUCAGAACCGAGAGUUCUCCUUCACACUCAAAGAUGACAUCUAUGUGCGCUACCAGUCGUUCAACACGCAGAACGAGUUGGAGAAGGAAAUGCAGAAAACGAACCCGUACAAGAUCGACAUCGGAGCGGUUUACAGUCACAGGCCUAAUCAACACAACACAGUGAAGUCUGGAAGCUUCCAAGCUCUGGAGAAGGAGCUGGUGUUUGAUAUUGAUAUGACAGAUUAUGAUGAUGUCCGAAGCUGCUGCAGUGCUGCAGAUAUUUGUUCCAAGUGCUGGACACUGAUGACCAUCGCAAUCCGUAUUCUGGACAAAGCUCUUCGAGAGGACUUUGGUUUCCAGAACCUGCUGUGGGUAUAUUCUGGCAGAAGAGGAGUGCAUUGUUGGGUGUGUGAUGAAGCUGCCCGGAAGCUCUCUGCAGCAGCACGGUCUGCUGUGGCAGAAUAUUUCAGCCUCAUCAAGGGUGGUGAAGAGACAGUGAAGAAGGUCGUGCUGACGGAUCCAAUUCACCCUUUCAUCAGAGAGUCUCUGGCAGUGGUGGAGAGGUACUUUCCACAAUAUGCUCUACAAGAACAGGACAUACUGGGACGUAGGGAGUCUGUAGACAAAGUCCUGGCUCUUGUUCCCGAAGAUGUUAGAAGAGAAUUACAGCAGUUAUUUCAACACGAGAGGAGGCCAGACAAACGCUGGGAUCAGAUCAAAGACCAAGCCAAAAAGAAACAGUCCAUUGGCAAAAAGGGGCAAUACUUUGAAAAGGAGAUCAUGCUGCAGUACUGCUACCCUCGACUCGACGUCAACGUCAGCAAAGGUGUGAACCAUUUACUGAAGAGCCCAUUCAGUGUUCAUCCAAAAACAGGGCGCAUCUCUGUUCCCAUGGACCUGAAAGAUCUGGACAGGUUUGAUCCUUUUGCUGUGCCCACAAUCAGCCUGAUCUGUGAGGAGUUGGAUCGACCCAAGGCAGAUGAGGGAGGAGCAAAGUCAGAGGACACAAAGGAGAAGGAAACCGAAAAAGACGCGGCAGAGAGGAGGAAAAUCAGAGAUUACAAGCGAACCAGUUUGGCAAAGUAUGUGAAGUACUUUGAUCAGUUUUUGGAUGGAAUGGCUCAUUCGUGGAAAGGAGAACUUCUUAGAAAGAGUGAUCUUCAGAAAGAGUUUUGAACAGGAUCAUCAACCACAAAACAUCAUCUGUUCCGGCCUUAUUGCUUAAUGUAACUAAGGGUCCAUACCUAUGGAUCAAUUUGUGGAGAUGAUGCAUUAUUUGAUAACACCAGUUUUGAUGCUCGUUAUUCCGCGCAUGCUACAUUUGUGUUUUAAACUGCCAAAUAAAGCUGAGUUUGUCACUGUAAUUUUUUUUGUAAAAUGGCAGCAAAUUGCUGCUGUGCAGUAAAAAUAAAUGCAAAAAUCUU